Molecule: messenger RNA, 512 nt
Organism: Laetiporus sulphureus 93-53
Lineage: Eukaryota; Fungi; Basidiomycota; Agaricomycetes; Polyporales; Laetiporaceae
Exons: 1
Coding region: 114-374 (86 amino acids)
Source: RefSeq, a predicted model, not a curated record
GUCAAUAUCGAGAUUCACAAGGGCCGUUUGAUGACGAACGUGAUGGUGCCGGGCGCCAUGGCCAUCGACAUCGACUGUUCGCAGAUAAUUACCCAGCAUGGCAGCGCCACAAUAUGGCGAUGCACUUCUCGCAUUCAUUCAUGGUAUAUAUAAUUCGGCCGAGAAGCACGCACCAGCUGUAUACGGUGGAACGUCUUUUCGCCGUAUCGCCCUCGACUAGCACACAACCCGUCCUUGCUAGCACCGCGACCUCCAUUCUCCGUCUCCGACCAGUAGCGCCCUCUAAUGUUGGAACACCGGGACCGCCCGUGCCGUCUGCCCCUCGACUCCGCGGCCGAGCUCGAUUGCGAUGCGGGAACACAUUAAUGGUAUGAAACUACUGAAGCCCGCUGCUAGGCAACGACUGACCGGCGGCAUCAUGGUGACGAGUGGGGGAAUUUGCAGCGCACGAUAGAUGGGGGGCUUGCUGGUAUGUUGACUGAUCGAGGUCGACUCGGACUCCUCGCAGCGUC